AUGGGGCCCAAGGCUGGUGCCACAAGGGGUGGCAGUCCCAUGAGAGGCAGCAGCGGGCCACUCAAGGUCUUGAUGGGUCCCCUUGGUGGGUGGGAGACUGAAGCAGCGCAGAUCUGGCUGCUGACCGACCGGCUCAUCCGCGAGGACUACCCGCAGGUGCAGAUCCUGCGCGCGCUCCGCCAGCGCUGCUCCGAGCAGGACGUGCGCUUCCGGGCCGUGUUCUUGGACCAGAUCGCCGUCACUGUCGUCGGCGGCCACCUAGGCCUGCAGCUAAGCCAGAAGCCCCUGACCACCUUCCCAGAUGUGGUGGUCGUCCGAUUAUCCACGCCCUCCGUCCAGUCAGAUAGUGAAAUCACCAUCCUGAGGCACCUGGAGAAGCUGGGCUGCCGCUUGAUCAACCGUCCUCAGAGCAUCUUAAACUGCAUCAACAAGUUUUGGACAUUCCAAGAGCUGGCUGGACAUGGGGUCCCCAUGCCAGACACCUUCUCCUAUGGUGGGCAUGAAGACUUUUCUAAAAUGAUCGAUGAAGCGGAGCCCCUGGGCUACCCAGUGGUGGUGAAGAGCACGCGGGGACACCGGGGAAAAGCUGUUUUUCUGGCCAGAGACAAGCAUCACCUCUCUGAUAUCUGCCACCUGGUCCGCCAUGACGUGCCCUACCUGUUCCAGAAGUAUGUGAAGGAGUCACACGGAAAGGACAUCAGGGUGGUGGUGGUGGGUGGCCAGGUGAUUGGCUCCAUGCUGCGCUGCUCCACCGAUGGCCGUAUGCAAAGCAACUGUUUUCUAGGUGGUGUGGGCGUCAAGUGCCCACUGACAGAGCAAGGCAAGCAGCUGGCUAUCCAGGUAUCCAACAUCCUGGGCAUGGAUUUCUGUGGUAUUGACCUUCUCAUUAUGGAUGACGGCUCCUUCACGGUGUGUGAGGCAAACGCCAAUGUCGGCUUCCUAGCCUUCGACCAGGCGUGCAACUUAGAUGUAGGGGCGAUCAUUGCAGACUAUGCCAUGUCCCUGCUGCCCAACAGGCAGAUGGGGAAGAUGGCCAUCCUCCCCGGCCUGUCAAGUCCCAGGGAAAAGAAUGAGUCAAAUGGCUGUGCUCCAGCUCAGGGAGUUGAGAAUGUCUAUACCAUCAAUAAUGGGUCUACCUCUAGUGAGAGUGAGCCUGAACUGGGAGAGGUCCGGGAUUCCUCAGCAAAAACGAUGGGGGUCCCACCUCCCAUGUUGCCCGAGCCUGGUUACAACAUUAACAGAAUUGCUUCGGAACGCCAGUGAAUUCCUGCUUUUUUUUUUUUUUGGCAGCAUUUAAACCAAAUCCUCCUGCUUCCCUGAGUAGUGUCCAGUGAGUAAGAUCUGGAGUAAUGAGAUUUCACUUGCACAGAAACUAGAAAAUCCCAUCUAGGCACUCAGCAUUCUUUCUAACAACGGUUUGAACAAAUAGCCCAGCUUCGUGGUUUUUAUGAAGACUCAUAUAUAUAUAUAAAAAUAGCCACUAAGAACAACAUCCCAAAUGGUCUAUCUGAGACCAAUGUCUACUGCGAGCACUUGGCUGGAAAGGUAGGCUUUAAGGUUCUGACUCUGCUGCUGCUGCUCUCCCAGCUGUUAGCAGCAGCAGGCAUGAGCUUGGCUCCCGGAAGCAGUUCUCACAUGCAGCCAGGAGAUGGAGGCAUGGGCAGGAUGCUCAGAGAAUGCGAUUAGAGGAUGUCUCUGCUCUCCCCCCCCCCCAUCACCAUCUUCCCCACCCCCGGCACCGUCUGACCACACUCCUCCAACACUCAGGAGCUCCUCCUCGCUAGCCGCCUCACUGAAGCGCUUUCCGAAGGUGAGGUGGAACAUUCUUUGAUCGGUUGGCAUGUGUCCUGCUUUGUAACAGGACGUUUCUACAGAUGGCUUUGUCACUCAGACUUCAUACCCCUGCUUCACCGAAUGCCGGCUCUAGCAGCUUCACGCACCUUUGCUGCCUUUGGCCUCAACUGGAAAAGCAUCUGGAUGAGCUCUGGCCACACAGUUUGUUUCUUGUGCACCGGACCCCAGCUCUACGGACUUCUCUUUUCAACGGAGUUUGCUCACUCAUCGUCUGGAAACCAGUGGGAUUUUGCUACAGAAAGCUACUGGACAAUGACUGUUUUCCCCCCUCCUCUGGAUGUUCUGCUCCUACCUAGACUCCGGGAACCUGCCCUUAUCUGUUUUUCCAAAUUGGGGAGACGCUGGUAUUUGUGGAGGGGUGAGCGGGGCUAUUGUAGACAUGAUACCAAAUAUUUCCCAUUUUAACUCUUCAAGCAGUAGAUGAGAUCUUUCUCUUGGGAGAAAUUGUGGAGAUGGAGUUUUAUGUUCCUGCUUAUAGGAAGUCUAACGGAAAACAAGCAGUGACCAAAUGCUCCUGAAGAGGUGCAUCCUGGAGUUACCUCACUGCAGUUACCUGGGAGGCCGUCCUUUUGAGCCUCUAUUGCAGUGUCAAGAACAUUGAGGAUUCCUCUUUGGGAUAACCUCAGAAGCCAUCAAAGGAAUGAGGCCUCCUAACUUUAUCAAUGGGCCUUGUUUAGUUUCUUUUACCCUCCUCCCACUCCUGCUCCCUGUCAAGGCAGUGCCAGGUCUCACCACCCAUUGCAUUUGCCAGAUAAAAUGCUCUUUGGCUAUUAAACAUCGUAGACCUACCCAUAAAGGACGAAGAUUUGCCCACUCUGAGGAAACGUAUAAGUUGACAGUUUCCAGAGACAGUUCUAGAAAUGCGAGUUGGGUUUACUACACUGGAAUAAACACACUUUCCUUACGGCAUCUACUUUGAAGGCAGCACCACCCGAGAGUAAGGGCAGGCACACACUCCCUGGACUUACUCUAAGUGUAAAGUGUGUGUAGUCAGAACUGUAACAUUUUUUUCCGCAACACAUUUAAAUAGAAAUUGGCCUUGAAAAUAGGGUAGUCAGAACCAGAUUUCACCAAGCAACAGUCGUACAAAUGAAAACUGUUGGUGCCAUGCCAUUGAGGUCCCACCUCACAGCUGUCAUGUCUACGCAGUCUCACCAUGGAUACAUGCCACUGAACUAAAACCCGAGUAAUGUGUCUGUGUAGUUGGAAACUGACAACACUUCACCCUUGUAGACUAAGACCCAUAUCUUCUUACCACUCAGGGCCCAGGAUGGCUUUAGAAUAAGGCUGAUUGUGUUCUCUUGCUGCUGGAAGUGGUCAGAUGUGAGCCAAGCGUUGGCCUCUUGGAAGGCACACUCAUGCAUGGCCGCUGUCUAGUGCAAGACUCCUCUUAUGGGUCUGAGUCCAUUAAGGCCCCGACAGAGCGGCUCAGACUGUUCCCAGAUUCCUUUGCCAAAGGAAGCCCAUUUCCCAGCUGGAAGAGAUGUCUGUCAUUGGCGUUACUGCCCCAACUAACCCUGCCUAAAGGCAGAGAGAGCUGACUCACCUGGAUCCUAGCCCUGCUCUGGGAUAUCCAUCCCACAGCUGGCUGUGGACAAUUAUUUGAGUCUCAGCUUGGUGGCCCAGCCAUUCUUGCCACAGCUGCCUACACUUGCUGAAAAGAACAUGGGGACGCAGAACCGGGUUCUGGUUCUGCCAACACAGCUGGCCACCUGAGCUUCUCCAUAGUUCCUCUCCCUAGACAGGGAAAAUGGCCUAUUACAUUUACCUCUUGGUGCACUCUGAGGUUGAAGUGAGUUAAUAAAGCACAACUGUGCAUUUGUGGAGGUGGGGACAGACACCUCCCACAUGUAGCUUUAUGUUUCUCAUCACUCCUCUGAGAGCUAAAAGGAAGAGGCUUAAAUUCUUGACAUUAACUCAACAGUAGUACGGACCCAGAAAAAAAAAUACAGCUUCUUAGAGGCCUUCCUUCUAGCCAGAGGUACUUCACAGCCUAAAAGGAGUAAGGCUCUUGGGAUCGCCUGAGAAUCUGGAUGUAUCCUGUCUGACCUGAAACCCUUGACUCAUGUAUACCAACACAACACCAAGUCUUCCUCUGUAACACAGAUUCAGGGUAUGUAUAUGGUCUUCCCACUGUCUGGUAGCAACAUCUUGAAACUGGUCAAAACUUGAAUGUCACUCAGAAUAUACACGAUUCUGCACUUGGGGAAAAAUGUC
Myodes glareolus (Bank vole) is the source of this 4071-nucleotide messenger RNA. RefSeq names its product ribosomal modification protein rimK like family member A (gene Rimkla). Gene Ontology annotation, biological process: protein modification process. The record is from RefSeq and is a predicted model, not a curated record. Lineage: Eukaryota; Metazoa; Chordata; Mammalia; Rodentia; Cricetidae. Gene Ontology annotation, cellular component: cytoplasm. Gene Ontology annotation, molecular function: metal ion binding; ATP binding; N-acetyl-L-aspartate-L-glutamate ligase activity.